CAGAGACUACGGGGACCAGGACCAAGGCUUUGAUCUUCACAUAGCUCCCUUAAAUCACAGAGAGGAAGCGGGGAUUUUCUCCAAAGGGUCUCUCUGUGCUCCUAUUCCCCAGGAGGACAGAGCCAAGUCAUCUAUGAAAGUGAGUGAAUUGCAGAGCAAAACAGUGCUCCCCAGGGUGCAGAAACAGAUACUCCGCCAGUCACUUUGCCGCUCUGCAGAGGAGCUCUGUGAUGAAAAAUGUAUAACUGUAUGA
Xyrichtys novacula (pearly razorfish) is the source of this 253-nucleotide messenger RNA. The record is from the annotation of a GenBank genome assembly. NCBI's taxonomy places the organism in Eukaryota, Metazoa, Chordata, Actinopteri, Labriformes, Labridae.